UUUAAGGUAGUGUAAAGACUGUUCUUGUUUUCUGUUGUUCAUUCAUCACUAUCUACAUUGACAUACGUUAUCUUAGUUUAUAUUUUAGGUAGUGUAAAGGUUGUUCUUGUUCUAUGUUAUAAUUUACGUAUUAAAAUUGAUGUGUUGGUCUCCUCUUAGUCGUUCAUACGUGGUAACCAUACAUGUUACUUUAUGUAAAUACACAAUAUGUAGUUUGUGAAAACAGAAAAUUCGAUAAAUGUGAAUAUUAUUUCUUAUCUGUGUGAUAUUUCCUCAAAACAUUCGGUAUGUAGACGCGCAGUCAUUACAAUUACCAACUAUGACAAACAUUUUGUGUUGGCGUAUUUUUGGUGCUCGGCGGGUGGAAACCCUUUUCGUGACCUGACAUUUAUAUAGAGUAAACAAUUGAGGAAAACAUUGAAGUUCAAAUUAACGAUUUGUGAGUCUUGUUUCCUUUUGGAGAAAUAUACGACUCAUUUCAUCCAAUCUUCUUACGAGUGGCCCUUCUUGCAUAUCUGAAAUUUGUGCCAUUCUGUAAUUCUCAAUAAACAGUUUACUCAACAGCUACGAAUCCUGUUGGUCAGUCAGCGUCGAUGGCAGGCGUCAUGUUCAACGUUAAAUUUGACGAGAACAUGAAGAGGAUAUUGAAAGAUGAUGAAUACCGGAAUUUAGAGAAGGUGUUUCCAUCGAACGGCGAAGUUGCAAGCUUGGAGCACGAGGAAACGGCAAAAAUAGUGAAAAUCAACCUUAAACAGGAAUAUCUGAAGAUCCAACGGAAAAAAGUGGAAGGUUCUCAGCAUCGAAUCGAAGACGCGAUGGUCUACUUUACCGUGCGCUCCGAAUUGGUCAUUUUGAACGUGCAGACAUAUGUUCAACGCUUUUCUGAUUGGAUUGAUGACAUAAUGUUUAACAAACCCGAUAAUGGAUGGUUUGAGCUUUACACGAAAAUGACGAAACAGGAGAGGUUAGAAAACACGUACAUGGCUGACUUGGACAGCGUUUACACGACUCUGGAAGGAAGCAACGUUUACAGUCUUUACAAACACAAAGGAAACAGUGCAAGAAAUAUUUACGUGUUCUUUGUGCAAGUUGAGCUGAUCGACAAAACCGUUGAAACAUUUGCUUGGCCUUUCCUCUUGAAAACAAAACCGGCUGAUAGGAAAAACCGGUGAUGUGUUACUUAAGUCGUGCUUCGAAACUAUAACUCGACUUGUUUGUUUCUGUUUAUAGCGUCGGUUUCCUGAGCAAAUUACAGCACCACGCAUUGUAUUUAUACGAAUUAUUCAUGCUAGGGAUAGUGGUAAAUUUAAACGGCCUUAGACACUUAGACUCUAAACAUAGCAACAUAAUGAAAACUCAGCUUUCUCUACAUUCGGCACAAGUAUCGACCAAGCUAUUAAUCAAAGUUUACAAAUGCUUAUCCGCUUAUAAGCUUAUGUAAUAAACAGUAAAUAACUUCUUUCGAUCGUUUUUGAAGUCGUUUCAUUGUUAGCAUACAUUCAUAUUUGACAUUACCCGAUGGCAUGCAUGCGAAACUUCCGCAGUUUUUGUGUUCAUUUUGAAAUAACUUUAGGUUUAAAUUUAGAAUGCAUUUUGCUGUGUCUGCUUUUGGCAGUACCAACGUUUUCCAUUGUAUAGUCUACAAGAAUUUAUUUUUAACAAUUUACAGAAAUAAGCAGACUUUUCCUUUUUUAUGCGUUGAAACAUUAGUUAGACAAGUUUUUCUUCUGACUUCUCUCGUUGACUCGAAGUAACUUGCCUCAUUUAAAUAACGUGCGCUUGCCUGGAUGAGAUAUAAGCGGUUACUCCUGACUUAUAAAGGUGAUGUUCUGACAUUAGAUUUGUUCUUAAAGGCGAGUUGAGAAUCUAAGAGCUUCUGUCUCCGAAGAAAAACGAAGGAUCAACGUGAGAACAAUAGCUAUAUCUUGCACGGUAACUUGCACUUGAAGCAGUGACGAUGUUAGAGUCUUAGAGAUGAUGUGUUGACAUUUACUAAAGACUAAAGUUUUCCUAACUGGUGUGAAAUGCUCGCAUCUCGUUCAAAGUAAAACAGCUCUAAUGGUAUCUACGAACCAUGAAGACGAACCCGAACGAUCGUAUCUAUCCUGGCCCUCGCACCGUCUCACAUGACAUGCGCUGUCUGACACAGUCUCCAGAUCAAUGGAAAGCAGCUUUCACAAAUCUUCUGAUCUUAGAUAUGUUCAUAAGACACCUAUGACACGGCCUGGAAACAAAGAUUAUACCUAUGUAUAACUAUGCAGAAAAUUCAGUUUCGUUGUCUUUAUCAUCGCCUAUGUGCAAAUGCCUUCCAUAUUCUUCUCAUUGAAACAAAACGAUAGUUAACCCUGGCUUUAGAUAACCCUGGCAUUCAUCAUCAGGUCCACUCCACGUCCGCUCUUAGCUGGCUUGACAUUGGGUUGAUCUGGGCUCGAAAUCAGUUCCGCGGGUCGAGAUAAUAUUCUAAACAUCCUAAGCUAACCACCAUUAACACCUUUACACUGACAAGAUGGAAGAAAGAACACGAGAGUGUGCUCGCGCUUUCGACUUCCAGAUAAGUUUGAUGGACUUUUGAGCCCAUGCAUCAUAUAACCCUUACCCUUGAGAUGUGUGCUGGGCUGACGUUUGUAUUGUUACGUAGGAGGGUCGUCCAUUAUACGUGCAUUAAAUUUUCGAACUUUUAACACACGCCACCCCUUUGUACACAAACUCUUUUUGUAAAUGUACGUCAUGAUCAUGAUCAUGACCCCUCUUCUGUGCAUGCUGACUAAAUGGAUGACGGCUAGCUUGUUCACUCGGCUUAUAUGCUUAUGGCAUGCACUCUCAUAGGGAGUUAUAUGGUGUUCUUAAUCCAGUAUUAUUUUUGAGAUCAGUGAUUGCUGAUGAAGUCAUGUUUUACUGGUCUAUUAUUAUUGUCACGAAUUAAUUGUAGUAAAUUAUCAGUGAAGUGUUGAGGACGUUGUACUAAAAGCAAAAGCUCGUUGAAUUCUAAUAACUUUGGCAAAUUGCAGCCGGUUUUCUUCAAAUAUAUAUCAAAAAUUUGAAAUGUUGAAGUUCUAUCUCGCAAAGUAAAACAAUGUCUUUAUUAUCCUACGUGUCGUUCGUGGCGACUGUGAACAAUGUUUUGUUCUUCUCCACUGGAAUUCUCACUUGUCGAAAGAUUAUUAGAAGCAACAGCACCGACAAUGUGUCUCAUUUACCUUUUCUCAUUACAGCAUUCAGCUCGUUUAUGUGGGUUAUGUAUGGACUGAGCAAAAAGGAUUCAACAAUUGUCUUAGUGAACACAAUUGGAAUGAUACUACAAUGCACAUAUUUAAUUUGUCAUUUUAUUUAUUCUAAGUCAGAACCGGUGUUUCGUCACACAGUUUACAUCAUGCUGCUGACAUGCAGCCUUCUUAGCUAUUUCAAGUUUUACCUCCCAAACGAAGAAGAAUCUGUUAAUUUGAUGGGGCUGACCUGCGUGGUCAUUACAGUCAUUAUGUUUGGAUCACCUUUGCUUUCUUUUGCAAAAAUAUUGAGAACUAGGAGCUCGGAAUCUCUGUCGUUUCCUUUGUCCAUGAUGACCGUGUUGAAUUCUGGUUUAUGGCUCUUGUAUGGUCAUCUCAUUAACGAUGUUUAUAUUGUUGUACCGAAUGUUCUUGGUUUAAUCUUGGGCCUUUUACAGAUUGUCUUGUUCUGUUUGUUUCCAUCAAGUGGCAGGCCAGUUGUUGUUUCAUUGUGAAUGAUUUUCAUAUAGUUUUUCAAGGAUUUACAAUUGUAUGAAGUGCGCUACGAUUUUAUCCGAUGGAUUUCUUAAUCCUGCUGCAAGCACAAGAGGAGGGAGGGGGGGGGUUGUGUGCUCAAGUAUGGUGGCAUUUUCUUGUUUCAAUGAAAUAACGGAGAAUGUAAUUACAUAUUUUUAUUGAUUGAA
Xenia sp. Carnegie-2017 is the source of this 3907-nucleotide messenger RNA. Its product is annotated as sugar transporter SWEET1-like. Gene Ontology annotation, molecular function: sugar transmembrane transporter activity. The transcript is spliced from 8 exons. The coding region runs from base 3074 to 3718 and encodes 214 amino acids. The record is from RefSeq and is a predicted model, not a curated record. Gene Ontology annotation, cellular component: membrane. Gene Ontology annotation, biological process: carbohydrate transport. NCBI's taxonomy places the organism in Eukaryota, Metazoa, Cnidaria, Anthozoa, Malacalcyonacea, Xeniidae.